Hemibagrus wyckioides is the source of this 2289-nucleotide messenger RNA. It is a transcript of the gene ogfod3, whose product is annotated as urotensin-2 receptor 2. Gene Ontology annotation, cellular component: membrane. The record is from RefSeq and is a predicted model, not a curated record. Lineage: Eukaryota; Metazoa; Chordata; Actinopteri; Siluriformes; Bagridae. Gene Ontology annotation, molecular function: oxidoreductase activity, acting on paired donors, with incorporation or reduction of molecular oxygen; L-ascorbic acid binding; iron ion binding. The transcript is spliced from 8 exons. The coding region runs from base 273 to 1160 and encodes 295 amino acids.
GAGAAUGGAGAAUUCUACUGCGGUAUCUAUUCUACAGUCUUCGUAUGAUUUUAUUGACCAGACAAAUCUUUAGAAACCCGAAUGGUCAAUUUCUUGUGUCGUGGUUUUUUUUGUUGUUGUGACUUUUGCUUUGAAAUGAUACAAAAGCGGAAAUACAGUGAGUGUAGCAGCUUCCCUUAGCGCUCCGUGUUCAACCUGUGCGCGGAAUAGUAAGUAGACCAAGGUGGAAUGAAUGGUUUCCUACCAUUUCAGUUUAUUAGGUGAAGUUUACAAUGGCUGUGCAACGCCGAGGAAACGUUAAAACCGCAGACACAACUCCCUUUGAGAAACAAAUUAAAAGGGUGAUCCUACAGAGCCAGACUAAAUCACCAUACAGAGGAUACAUUGUGCCCCUGCUGGCCCUCAUUGGCACAGUUGCGCUUCUGACCUGGCUCUGCUCAGUCUGGACUAAUGACAACACAGAGACUAUGGUCUCCCAAGAGGAAGUACUCACACAGCCCAGAGUGUUCAUGGUCCAGUGCUCUGAAGAUUAUCAAAAAUACAAGCACUUCCCAGAUGUUCUGUCUUCAGGUUGCACACCUAUGAAGUGCGGCCGAGCCGUUUCAGACAGCGUCGUAACGGCGGACGAGGCUCGGGCACUGAAGAGGUUAGCGGAAAAGGGCCUGGCACUUGGGGGUUCAGACGGAGGCGCAUCCAUUCUGGAUCUGCACUCUGGAGCUAUGUCAAUGGGGAGAAAGUUCAUCAAUAUCUACAGAUAUUUUAAUGACCAAAUAAGAGAUAUCUUCACCGAAGAGGAUUUUGAACUCUACAGGGUCGUGCGUGGCCGCAUUCAGACGGUGAUUGCUGAAACAUUUGGCUUGGACUCCAGUCAGCUGUACCUCACCAAGCCCACCUUCUUCUCCCGCAUCAACAGCACCAGUGCUAAGACCCCUCAUGAUGAAUACUGGCACCCACAUAUUGACAAGGCCGAGUGUCUUUCUUUUCCUCAGGCUCCGAGAACCUCCAUCGUGUGGAGAAAGUGGCAUGGGGCACACGUUACGCCAUCACUGUGUCCUUCACGUGUGACCCCGAUUAUGCUAUCGCUGAUCCCAGCUUACCAUAGGGUCCUUCUGAGAUGGCUGGAGCCCUGGGACAAAAACAUAAGAAGAGAAGAUACUUAGGUUUUCAGCUAAAAAUUUCUUUUUUUUUUUCUUUUCUUCAGGGGAAAAAAUACAGACAUUAAGAACUUAUGUUGGAAGAACCACGAUACCUGCACGAGUAAUAAUUGCUCUUUAUUUUAUUGAAAAGAUAAUUUCGCCCUUUCAGAAAUCUUAUUUCCUGUGGAACAUCAUCGCGUCUGUGUUUCUGCUUUUGGCUUUCUCCGCUUGCUUUUUUCCAUCUAUGUAACACCUUCUUGGCCGUAUCCCAUUUGUCACAGUUGGAUCAGUUAUCACAGAUUGGACAAACAGCACAAGUGGAAAUUCUCAACAGGUGGUAUGAAUGAAAUUGCUCAUAAAGUUCAAAUCGCUCAUGGCCUACUGAGAGAGCUAUUCAAAAGCGUUUGCAGGCAUUUAGCUUUCAGUACCUUUCCUAGACUUUGCUGCGAAAAUUUCUGAACAAUGGCACAGUAAUGUAUUUUCUCUUAAUCUUUGAAAAAGUUGUCCUCUGAAAAAGUGUAUUUCAGUAGCUCUAUCUGUCUAUCACGUUCCCUACGACAGAGGGAGUAGAAGGUCUAACCAAGCUGCCGUGCUGGAAAAGUUUAUUAAUGCAAAAUAUUCCGCCAAGACCUUUUACUGUCAUGACACGCACGGAAAUGCAUCAAUUUGCCCGCUCCCUGGAAAGUACAUCUUGAUCUAGAAUUAACUCUGCCAAUUCAAUUCAUGACUAAAUGAUCUUUGCAAUAAAUGUCAUUUAUUGAUCCCAGUGCUUCAGAUUUAAUUGAGCGUAGUUAUGCUUAAUACACUGUUUUAUUGCUGUCAUCAGUUAAGAAUAUUAAACAGAGCUUUUAAGACCUCAAAACUGAUUUUUUUUUCUCCGUUUCUUCCAUUUCUUCACAUUACACCAUUUAAGGGCCUAGAAUCGCAAAGGCGUCCUGAUAUUAGGCUUUUCACCAAGUAUCAUGUUCCCAAUUUAUCCACUGGCAUGGAGAUUUUAACAUUUCAUCUAAACACUUCUGAUGUAGCUGACGACUUAUAAUCAUAAAUAUUAAACAUGUUUAAAAGCUUACAUGAAGGGACUCACUGUCUCACGCCAGAAUUUAAAAGACAGAAACCCAGUGACAGCUGUACUGAACUGUCAUCCACCAUAUUU